Molecule: messenger RNA, 19093 nt
Organism: Xyrichtys novacula (pearly razorfish)
Lineage: Eukaryota; Metazoa; Chordata; Actinopteri; Labriformes; Labridae
Source: the annotation of a GenBank genome assembly
GGAUUUCCUGGUUAGAGCCACACCUCAGAGAGAGAGAGAGAGAGAGAGAGAGAGAGAGAGAGAGAGAGAGAAGCAGCUUCAUGAUCUCAGUCUGCAGUUCUUCAGUCUGACGCUCGGCUGGACUUUCCCUCUGGUGAGUCUCUCUCUUUUCUCCUUUUUUUCGUCGUUCUCUUUUUCUUCUUCGUUUGUGUUUAAUCAGCUGAAACUCGAACAUGCAGGGUCGACCUUCUUACCUGUGUUCGUGUUAAAUGUGAAUGUGAAGGUGUGAACGGACUCUGUAACACAUUAACUACAGGAGACAUGUUCAGAGAGCUGAAGGAGGGAGGGGACCACAGACUUUUAGACAUUUACACUCAGAACCGUGAAAUCCUCAGAGGAUCCUUUAAAACCAUGAAAUAGAGAGAGACAGCACACACACACACACACACACACACACACACACACACACACACACACACACACACACACACACACACACACACACACACACACACACACACACACACACCGGGUUUACACUGAUUUCUUUUACCUGCUGUCAGUGAUUUGGACCUAAAACCUCCUCCUUCUGUCUAAAUGUGGAUCUCAGGUUGAGCCACAGACUCUUAUGGUGGCAGAUUUGAGCAAACACUCAUCCUUAAUCUGUAAAAGAGGUCUGAACUCCUGAGGGAUCAAAUCUCUAUUUUCAAAUAUAAUAUUUUAAAUCGUAUAGAUGAGGAAACAGAGGAAGUUAGUGUAGAGACAGUUAGAGCAGAUCCAAUAACUCCAAUUUACUUUUUCUACCUGACAGGAAAUAAACCUAAAAAAUUAAUGACGGCUCCAGGGCUUGACACGAACUUUUUUCACGUUCUCCCUAAUUGAAAAAGUAAGGAGCACACAAAGAACUUUAGAGGCACAAUACUAAUUGAUCAAAUAAUGUUUUUCUUAUUGAUUGACACAAGUACAAUUAUUUGAAAUCAAUUUUAGGUCUUUUGGUCACAUGACAUUGAAGUUAUUGAGGGAAAACAGCAUUUUCUGAGAACAUCAACCGGUAAUUUUUUGACGGUCCCUAAUUUAACUCUCGACAUUGACAGCGAGGGUGCCGCAUCGAUUUAACCACGCUGCUGUUGUUAUUACCGGUUAUGGAGAGUGAGAAGACACUGGUAAAUUCUUAGUGAAUGUCCGUCAAAUAUCCAACCUAAAACUAACUUCACCGCCGUAUUUACAGGAAAAAAAAAAAUUUGGUGAUUUUUUUACGCACACAUGUAACCCUAAAUACAUUUUACAAUUAGCACACAUCUAUCUUUAGUCGCAAAUGCAAGUGAAACUGUCAAACUGGCGAGUCCUGGCCUCUGAGAAAUUUUCUGAAACACAAAAAAAAAAAAAAAACACGGUACACCAGACAUUCAUGAGUCUGAGUUAGCAUCAGUUUGAUCAACGAAAAACACAAAAGAGAAGAAAUGAGAGUCUUUAAUUAAAAAAAUAAUAAUAUACCUCAAAAUCUGAAUAAGAAACUCCUUUAAAACAGUCCAGACUGGAACAGAGACCAGGUUCAGGAGCACCAUCAGGCUCCUCCUCAGUAUCAGAGAAAUGUUGUCGGUCAAAGGUUCGACACAGAGUGUUGGUGUGGAGGUUAAAGGUAAGAGUUCAUGGGGUUCUGAGGUGUGAUGUAGCAACUCCAUAGACUGUAUAUAGAAUGGACGCCGUCUGCCUCCUCGCUGGGUGAAGCCACUCCGAGAACAGCACCCUCUGGUGAUGGGCUGCAGUAUAGGUCAUAAAUCCCGCCUCCUUACGGAGCUGUGGACAAACUUUAGAAAUAAAUGACACAGAGUAUAAAUGUUUCUCCCCCCUGGUUGUGAUGUUGACAUGUUGUUACUGUCAGACUGGUUUGUGCUCAAGUCCUCUUUUUUCUGUACAGCUCCAUUUUUAAAAGCUAUUAGGAGGUUCAUGUUUUCAAUGAUUGACACUUGAUACAGCCUAUGGGCGUACAAAGAUUGCAUAGCUCGCCCUGGGGAUACGCUGUUUGAGCCGAGCGUCAUCAUGGCGACUCUCCCGCCAAAUGCGUAAAAUGUUGGUAUCAAGAAAUGGAGAAAAAAACGUGGAAUUAAUGAGAGCUUUUCAGCGUCAAUACCCAUGUACUUGCGGAAGGCUUAACCAAGUUGUCCGUAGUAUAUACAGUCUAUGGUGGUGAUGCUCUGGAGGAUGUAGAACAUCCUAGAAUAUUACCAAACAUUCCAGACGAUUAAAGACAUUCUGAAAAAUCAAUUACGUUCCGUAACAUCAAAGAUAUUCUAAAAGAUCAGUAACAUUCCGGAACGUUUGAGAAAAUCUUGGACUUAUGGAAACAUACUGAAACAGUCUGGGAACAUAUGUGACAUUAUUGAACCUUCCUACGAAUUCCAAAGUCAUCAAAACCGCUCUGACAGAUGUUAGCGGGACACUGUUAGGUCCUCUGCUUAGCACCAUAGACUGUAUCUAGAAUGGACGCCAUCUGCCUGCCAACACUCGAUACAGUCUAUGGGUGUACCAAGAUUGAGUAGCUCAUCCAGGGGAUACACUGUUUGAGCCAAGCGUCAUCACAGCGACUCUCGGAAACUCUCCCGCCGAAUGCGAACAAUGCAGAAAAAACGCAGAAUUACCAAGAGCUUUUCUGCUUCAAAUCUGUAUACUGGCGGAAGGAGGAACCAAGUUGUCCAGAGUAAAUACAGUCUAUAGCUGCGUUUCCAUUACCCAUAGAUUUGCGCAAAACGUAAAUAUCGCAAUAGAAAACUGGUAAUGGAAACACCUACAUUUCGAAAAACCUCCCAAGUAUCGCUAAAAAGUUUUUACGCUCUCAUGAGGUGGUUUUUCAGAAGUGUCGAUAUAGAAGUAUAUCGCAAAAGUGUAAUGGAAACACUUUUCUCGCAAUUCUCUGUCACCGGACGUGACGUAGCGGGUCAAGUGACCAGUUCAUUUCAAGCGUAGAUGGCACGGUGUAUGUGGACGGGGGAGGAGACGGACUUAUUGCUGAAGUUUUGAAUUGUAUUUGUAUUUUUCUGAAGUUUUGAAUCCACAAUUCGUCUGUGAAUUCCUCAUUAACGAUCCUCUCCCAGAAAUCGCUCAUCCGUGUUCGCUCCCAUACAUACGAGCUUUGCCUUUGAAUUAUCACCCGCUGCCUUCGUCUUCUGAUGACAGCAGCGGCAACAGCAGUAAUGGUCACAGAAAUAGCUGCUCCAAAACGAAAAAUGUUUUGUGUCUCGUCCAUGUUGGUGUGCAAAAAGGCUUAAGGAAUACGAGGUCGCACGGGCAGGAAGUUUACCUCGUUGCUAGGCAACGGCCAUUUAAACACGUCUCGCGAGAGGCAGACGGCUCGCUUAUGCACUGAACACCAUUCAAUGGAAACACCCGCAAAUCGCAAUUGUACUUUGUCGAAAUUUGAUAAACAUCGCUUUUAUUUUGCGAAAAAAUGUAAUGGAAACGCAGCUUAUGAGUGACUCAGAUCAGGGAGGAAAGUUUCAGGAAGCUGUGAUGUAAAAAUACCCCCAACCCCCCAACCCACCUCUAAUGGUGUCACGGUUGGUGUGUGUGUGUGUUUGUCACAUUACCCUGAUCUGGAUCAGAGUCCAAAAGUCCACAGCUCCAUAAAACCCUUUGAACAGUCUUGAUUCGUCUCCCUGACAGUUCUGUAAAACCUCUUCCAGGUGGGUAGGAUCACCUGGAGCUCCGGAUCAUUGUUUAUGUGGUUUCUGCUGCUGUUCUGGUCCAGAUCGUUUCAGGAUAGUUCUGUGUUGGUUCUGGAUUCCUGGUGAUCAGUUUGAGUCCAGUUAUGUCUUCUUUAUGGGUAGUACUGGGUCUGGAUCGAUUUGUGGUUUUUCUGGAUAUUUUUGGGAUGCUUUGGUUGAUUCAAACUGGGUCUCUACUGGAUCAGAUUGUUCUGGUGGUUUUCUGGACUCUCUCGGACCUGGUUCUGGAUUUCUGUCCAAUAAUUUCAGCAUUCAAAUGAUCUGGGUUUGAGUUUGUGACCACCUCCAGGUACCUGAACCUUGUCUGGACAGAUUCUGGUCCAUCCUGCAGAUUCCGGUCCCUCUGUUGGACCUCUGCAGAUGUUUUUGGACUCUGAGUGUCCAGAUCGUUGCCAUGGUGAUGUGAACACGUGUUCAGAGACGCUCCGAGCGGAGAGAGACAGUCCGGACUCUAACCUGAGAGUGUGUUAGUGUUGAUUUAACCCUUACCCUUUAACACACACACACACACACACACACACACACACACACACACACACACACACACACACACACGUACACAUAUACUCACUGAUGUUAUAACCCAUCAGUCAGUGUUUGUUCAUCUCUAAAUCAGAGAACGUUUAUCGCCUGAUGUUAAAAUGGUCCUCAGAGUCCGGGUCUUCAGAGUCCGGGUCCUCAGAGUCCGGUCCAGUCUAUUAUGGAGGAGAAAUUCUGAUCCUGGUUCCAACUUUCCAUGUUUGAGGCGUUAAGGCGCGCCGUUUUGUCGGACAGCAGAGACGUUAUAGUCAACCGUUAACUGAGAUUUUCCUCGGAAUGAAAGGAAGCUUUGUCUCCCUCUCUCUCUCUCUCUCUCUCUCUCUCUCUCUCUCUCUCUCUCUCUCUCUCUCAGCUCUAUAAAUCCAUAAACCUCUAUAAGUAUUAAGAAUUGUUAUUGGAGGAAGUAGUCCUCUAUCUCAGGGGUUCCUGGUCUUCCUCAGUCCCUGAAUUAAGGCUAUUAUGGUAUUAUUGUUGUUAUUAUUAUUGUAUUUAUUAUUAUUAUUAUUAUUAUUAUUAUUAUUAUUAUUAUUGCUAUUAUUAUUAUUAUUAUUAUUAUUAUUAUUAUUAUUAUUGUUAUUCUUAUUACUAUUAUUUUCGUAUUUGUUAUAAUAAUAAUAAAAAAAAAAUAAAAAAUUAUUAUUAUUUAAUUUUUACGAUUAUUGUUGUUAUUUUUCUUUUGUUAAAACGCUUUGGCGGUAUUGUAGUAACAAUCAUGCCAAUAAAGCUAAUAAACAUUGGACCCCCACCUUCCCUUUAAGUGGCACAAAUUCGUUAACAGUAAUUAUCCCGAGUUCACAUGACCACAAAGACUGAAAGGCACUUUUAUUUUUUGAGUAUAUUUAUAUAAAUAUGUAAACUGAAGAAUUUAAAAAAAUCAUUAUUAUUGUUUUAAAUAUCCGGAUCGUAAUCUUAAGUUUUACUCCGAUAUCGUUGAAGCAGAAGGUCAGGGGUCAGGGUCACAUGACCUUCUGGAGGACUGGAAGAAGUAAAAAUGAAACGGUCUCGGACAGAAAGAGAAACAAUGAUUUGGUCUCUGAGCUCGUCUGACUGCUGUUGUCAUUUCUUAUUUUUAUCUCAAACGGCGGCGUGCUGAACAGGAAGUGAAAACAGGAAGUCUAGAGGGUGCGUCGGUGUUGAAGAUAUUAUUAAAUGAGACACUCUGCGGCGUUCAUCCUCGGCCUGUUAGACCGUGAACAUCUCAAUGUUUUCAGAUCCACAUCAUAGAUUCAGUAACGAGCUCAUUAAGUAAAGUCAAAACCCGGUCUGGUUGCCGCUGGAGUUUAAACGCUCUGCCGCCAUGUUUGUUUUGCUGAUGUGGCUGAUGUCAGGUAUUUACAUGCCGCAAUGUUCUGGUUUCUCUGAACUCCAGGAGAAUCUGGACCCUGACGUCCUCGUAAACGGCGGUAAACAGAUUCUGAUAUAUAUAUAUAUAUAAGAUAGCAUUAGUUCAGAACACAAACAAACAAACAGGAAGUGGUGUUCUCCUUUCAGAGUAAGAGUCUGUAUCUGUCGGAGAACCCCCGGGGCUGUGGGGGUUUACAUUCCUCUGGUCUGAUCUGAUGUGAUGCAUGAGGCUACAUGUUUCUGAGUCGGCGGCCUCUUCACAUUCUUCCUUUAUCGUCUGCUGAAAUGUGCUGGACGCGCUCCAGAAGUUUCCUCCUCCUGCAGGAGCAGAAAAUAGAAGUUUAACCUCUGGAUGUAACCAGGAAACACACCGCUUAUCAGCACAGCGAGGCGAGGCGCAGCAAGGCGACUUUCCCUGUUUGAUGAAGAAUGUGGAGGCUGGAAAGUUUAGAGAGGAAAAUGGUUCAAACUGAGAUGAGUUUAAAACGAAGGAAGUUCCUGUUUUUUAUUCACUUUAUUUUGAAGGUUUGAUCACAGACUGCAGGUCCAGUUUUAGACACCAAACUAAAGGCUGAUCAGGACUCUGUGCGAAGACUUUUGCUAAGUUCGAGUAACCUCAGAAGUCGGAAGUCCGAGCUGAAAAUGACGUCACACCUGAGCUACCGGCGUUUAAGUUACAAAGGCAGAAAAAGCAAAAUUGGGUGCAGAAACAAGAUGGCUACAUCUACGCAAGUUAUUUUAGCACUUGUUUCAGGCCUCUGUAAACGCUGGGAAUUUGGGUGUGACUUAAUUUUCAGCUCCGACUUCUGACUUCCAAGGUAACUCGAACGCAGCAUUUAUUUACCUGCCUCACCGUCAUUAAACAGAAUAGAGACUAAAAUAAUCAGGAACCAUGUCUAAAACUAGACCAGCUGGUCUGAAAUUCAUCUGUUAGCUAACCCAUUAGCUAAACCAUUAGCUGUUACGCCUCCCUCUCCAGAGCUACAGCUAAUGGACCCUGGUCAUACAGUUUUCAUAGAGCUAGGCUAGCAGGUCCAUGCUCACUAAUGCUAACAGGUUAAAGCUAAAUAGUAACAGGGUGUAUUUGCUAACAGGCCCCCGGGUUGUGAUAUUGUUUAUCGAAGGAUGGUAGGGGAAGGUCCCGCCUCCUUCCCCUCUGAUUGGCUGUGAAAAGUCAUCACAUGCUUAAGCCAAACGUGGGCUGUCGUACAGAACAUUAUCGCAAUUCCGAAUCUCCUAACCCUAACCCAACAGAUGAUGACGUUUCACAGCCAUAGAGAAUAACCAAUCGGAGGCCAGCACUUCUAGCUGGAGGCGGGACCUUCCCCUACCAUCCGGCACUUACAGGGAAACUAAAGCUAGAAGUGAAACCAGCCUCUGCUCUCUGUUGUUUUAUUGCGGUAAUCAUUAGCCUCCUUCCUCACGCUCUAACCAGAGGUCAAAGGUCAGCUGUGUUACAGGUAAAGGUGUGUUUUACAGAUUCGAGUCUUUACUCUCGUUUUCGUUCAGCCUGUCAGAAUCUCUUUAAGUUUUCAACUUUUCUCAUGUGGAAACAACAAAAACAUCCAGAAACUCUCUAAUUUGACUUUACAAGCCAGUGUGUGUGUGUGUGUGUGUGUGUGUGUGUGUGUGUGUGUGUUGGACCACACCCAGUGUUAAGUCAUGCUUAAUGUUCCCUCUGUGUUGACAUUUGGUUCCCAUGCAGCUCAGUGAGAGGGUGUUCCUGUUUUUAUGUCUUUAAGAGGUCCUUGUUAUUUUUCAAACUUUACAAGACACAAACUUUAAUGACCCUUCAUAAUAAAACUUCCUGCUCAAGACUUUUUAGAAAGAGCAGGAGUCACAUUAAUGUGAGAGUAAAAAGCUGCUGAGAAAUUCAGGCAGAAAAAAAAAUAAAAUAAAAUAAAACAAUUAAUGUUUGACUCCUUUGACUCCUUUGACUUAAAGGAAGUUACACAACCGGCUAGUUUCUUGUGUUUAUCUUCAGACCUCCUUCAGACAGAGACACGUGUGGUUUGUUAGAGCAGAAAAACUGAACAAAGUCAUGAAUACUAAACCAUAAAUACUCAAAGUGUCCAACUUAAAACACCAAAAGAAUGGAUAUUGAAGAAAAUGUGAAAACAAAGGACUGAUAAUGAAUAAAAUGUUUGUGCUUUUCUUCUGUUUCUACAGAUUAAACUUGGAUCAGGAGCAUCACUCCGUAACUCUUUGGAUAUUUUGGAUUCUUUAGUUUUUCUUUUUUUUCUUUCUGUGGAUUUAAACUGUUUUUUUUUUCACCUGAGCCUCCUUCAGGAAAUAAUUUCACUUUUAUUUUGAUUUAUUUUCCUCUGAUCCCUCCUGGACUCCCUCAGCAGACAGUUUUCAGUGUGAGGUGGGGUUUAUUUUUGGGGCUUUUUGGUCCUCAGUGUGUAUCAGUUUUUGUCUGAAUGCCCCAGGAUUACCCACAAGCUGCAGUUCCUCCCCUGGCCUGCAGGGCGGCAGCAGAAAGCAACGGCCAGGUGCUGGACAGGCGGAGCAUCGGCAUGAGCGACUUCUGGCACAAGAUGGGCUGCUGUGUGGUGGCUAAACCCCCACCGGUGAGAAACACACACACACACACACACACACACACACACACACACACACACAUCUCCACAUCCACAGUUAUGUAUACUUAUGAGGUCCUCAUAACGUUCUCAGUGUUAGACCAACACAGGACGACCGGACUGUUUGUGUCUGUUGGUGUUAAACUAACGCUUUUCUUCAGAGUUGUAACUCGGCAAAAUCCGAACACACAAACAUGAAACAUAUGUUUUUGGAUCCAGCUUGACUUCCACUCCCCGAGGGUACCAGGAACUCUGAAGUCCGUCCAAAAUCAACGACUACAAAUCCACUCUGAAGUCCAGGAAAACGGACACUUUCAGAGCCACCCGGGGGGUGAUCUGGGGAGCGUUUGUAUUUUUAUCUUAUCCUGCUAACAGGAAAUGUUAACAGGAGAUGCUAAUGGUGAAUGUUAGCAGAAGAGUUUUCAGUAGAAGAUGCUAAGAGAUACAAAUAGGUGCUAACGAUGCUAACAGGGAUCACCAAGAUGAUGCUGUUAGAGGUAAACUCCGCCCCUCCCAACCAGUUUUCCCCUCAGCUCCUCCUCUCCCUUCCCUCCCUGCUCCAGCAAGCCCCGCCCACAAACAGACACUCCUGCUCGCUCGUAACCUUCCAAUUCAAUUCAGAUAUAAUGCAGAUAAAUACUUCAGAUCAUUACAAAUGGGGCCCAGUCAAUGUGAAAGUCAAAAGCAUUGGUGCUACUGUAGAUGCCAACAGACUACCAGCAAACACAAUGUUUGCAGGACUUCUACAACGAGGAUAAAGUGACAUAGUCCAGGACCCGAGGGAGGACAGUUUAGCGAUGGCGCUACAACACGCUACAGCAGGUCCGUUUGACAAGAAACACUUCUGUUACAGACAGUUGUCUUACUUUGUUAAAGCGGUUUACCUGUCCAGCAGAAAGGUUACAGGGUCACCAAGAUCCCGAAGCUUCCCGUAUAGUUUAUAUUGACCCGGCUUUUUCAGCUCCUGUCCGGUCUACCUCCGUUUCAAAAAUGCUCAGAAAUGUUAAAAUGUUGACUACACAGACUUAAGAGAACAAAGAGAUAUCAUGAAAUUACCAAAUGUCAUCAAUAACUAAUAACUAUUGACUGAUAUUAGAUUUUUUGUUUAUACACUACAAAAAAAGAUGCUUCUUUAACAGAAUCCUGACCACCCCACCUUAAAUAAAAACCUCUUUGACUAGAAUAAAUAUUAGCAGACUUUAAAACCAAAGAGCUGGUUAUUCAAAAGUUUUAAUCUGGAUUAGAAGAGGCUCUCUUUUCUUAUUCCAACUGGCUCCAGAAACAGAUUUUAAAGAUGAUCCCUGAAGGAGAACUCUUGGUCUUCUCAGACCCAAACUGAACUUGCCUUCACAAACUAAUUUUCCAGUCUGUAGUUUUUUCUGAUCAGCUGUAAAUCAGAAAAUUCUAACGCAAACAAAUCAACAACUCGACUUUACUCGAGAGGAAACAGGUGGCAGGAUGUCCUUUUCCUCUUUUACCCUGACCCUUGACCUCCUGCGGGCUGAUGCCCUCUUUCAGCACCAACAUCAGUUUAUCUGGAAAUGUUUUCAGGAAAGUUACUUGAAGAGAAGCCAUAAAACUUCACUCAGAUUGAUCUAAAAUUGUUCUGACCUCUGACCUGCUGAGAGGUGCUGAUUUUUAACUUCCAAAACCCUCAACUGUGACUUUUUAAAGAUCCCAUAUCAUGUUAAUUUUAACUGUUCAGGAAGAUUUUGAAAACCAAAUUCAGCCUCUGCAGCCUCUCAGUUUCUGAACUCAUUAUUUAUGCAGUGAUCUGUGUGGGCGGGGCUGCUAUGGUAAUGAGGUGCUGCUAUGAUUGGCUGCCCGGAAGAUAAUUAAAUCAAGAAUAUUUUGGUCUAUAUCAACAUUCACUGAAGACAGGAAGAGUGAAAAAUGUAUCUGUCAGCCCCCUUGCCCCCAGUUUCCACCCCAUCCUGAAUGUCCACGAAAAGGCUGUAUCCUCCUCCGUUCUUCUGCGGAUUGCCGGACUCCACGGCUGAUCAGAAGAGUUCUGUUUUUUUUUUUUUUCGAACACCAGAGCAUGCUGGAUAAAUUCAGCACAGAUUAACCCGUGCUGGAAAGGAAGACGGGCACAGAGACAGAAUAAAACAUCUGGCUUCUUUUCAAAAUAAGACACGCGGCAGAGAUGAACAAGUGAAAGGUUUUUAGACGUCAUUUCACCCCGAUGACACCAUGGAUUAGGGGAUGCUGAUUCUAGAAGUCUAGAAGUAGAUUUCCUCCUCUUGAAGGACACAAUCUACUGCUUAUAUGUCUAUGUAGCUGGAUUUACAGAGACAACUCGUUUUCGCAUGAUUGAACGUGAAUCCCCAAGUUCUUGUGAGUUGUCAUGAUAACAGCCGCGAAAUUUGCCUCACAAAUGGAUCCGGUAGGAGUUGGCGGAUGGCAAAGAUCGCGUCCGUUCCGGAUUCGGUGGAAAUUGGAGGUUAGUAAGAGAGUUCGCACCCGGCCCUGAGAGCAGAGGGUAAAAAAUACAGUGAAGUGUUUCUUUAAAGUGAAGCUUUUUAAACUUCAUUCAAACCAGGAGAGAAAUGAUGUAACUCCAAAUCAACUUCAGAUGUUUCCUCAGUGAUCCACACACACACACACACACACACACACACACACACACAGUUUUUCUUUAUGUUUAAACGUUAAACUGUUCGGUCUAAAGAGGAAAUCCCGCCCCCUCCUCUUCCUUUGUCUGUAUUUAUAGAGCUGCUGUUUGUCUCAUUGUGACCCUGCAACACACACACACACACACACACACACACACACACACACACACACACUCAGGGAAGUGAACUGAGUAUUUCUGUUAAACUAGGCAGGUAGGAACUUCCUCUUUGGACUAGUAUGGACACAAAUAUCUCUGAGCUUAAAUCCUGAUCCACAUGGAAAUCCAGAUCGGGUUUUUUAAGUCAGUCUGAGUCUGGAUCCGUGUGACCCUGAAUCUGAGACUCUCAGGGUGAAGUCUAUUAUUACAGUGACACUGAGACCCACAGUUGUUCCACUUUUAAUUUUCUGAUUUGGUAGGGGAAGGUCCCGCCUCCUUUGCCUCUGAUUGGCUCGUAGUGUCUCUGAUUGGUUAUUUCUUAUGGCUGUGAAAUGUCAUCGUCUGUCGGGUUAGGGUUAGGAGAUUCAGAAUUGCGAUAAUGUUCUGUUUGAUGUACAGAGCCGACAGCCCAUGCUCGGCUUAAGCGUGUGAUGACAUGUAACAGCCAAUCAGAGGCAAAGGAGGCGGGACCUUCCCCUACCAUGCUACGUUAAGAAAUAUCGCCUCCCGGGUACUUGGCGGGCGGGUGGCCAUGUUUGGUUUUGACCUCACAAGGACUCCUCCUCUGGAUGUGGAUCUGUGAUGUCAUCAACCAGCUGCUCUUAUUUUGAAAUUCCAGCCUGAGUUCUUGCGACAGUGACUCACAGAUGAUGAUAAUGGUGAUGAUGAUGAUGAUGAUCAACAGUGACUCUCUAUCUGUUCUUGGAUCAGUUUGAGUCUCAGUCAGUCAGGGAAUUUCUAGAAUGUCAGGGAGUUCAGGGUUUUUGAAAUCCAGGUGAAGAGAUGUCGGAAAGUUUGUCCUUUUUUGUUUUUACAUUUUAAUUUCAUGGAACGAGAGAGAGAGAGAAAGAGAGAGAGAGAGAGGUCUGGAAAUCAUGGAAACUAUCCAGUAUGGGUUUGGAGAGUCCUGGAAAAGUCUAGAAAUCCUCCAAAAACUCUUAAAGCUGCUAAAACGACCUCUGACCCUUCGAAGAAACGCCUGACUGUUGGUUGUUGUUGCCAUGACGAUGACAGCUCUCUCUAUGCGUAGGAGGAGGAUGAUUCAGUCCCAGCUGGCAUUGUGUGUGUGUGUGUGUGUGUGUGUGUGUGUGUGUGUUUGUGUGUGUGUGUGUCGAAAUGUCCCAAGUAAGUCCAGUUGUCCUUUCAACGAAAGACUGGAAAUCAUAGAUGCUUCAUCCUCAGCUUUAAACAAUAUCUCAACCUCAAUUUCCACCUUCAUCCUGAACAUGUACAAAAAGACUGUAUCCUCAGAUCGUAGCUGAUCGUAACCAUUCAAGUUAACGUGUCAAUUUCCACCAGCUUCUUUCCGGAGCAUGCCGGAUAAACUCAGUACAGAUUAACUCACGCCGGAAAGGAAGUCGGGCACAGACACAAAAUAAAACAUUUGGCUUCUUUUCAAAAUAAAACACUCCGAACAAGUGAAAGGUUUUUAGACGUCAUUUCACCCCGAUGACACCAUGGAUGAAGAGAUGCUGAUUCUAGAAGUCUAGAAGUAGAUUUCCUCCUCUGGAAGGACACAAUCUACUGCUUAUAUGUCUAUGUAGCUGCCUUUGUAGAGACAACUUGUUAUCGCGCAAUUGAAUGUGAAUCUGUGGGUUCUUGUGAGUUCUCGUGAUUACUGCUGUCUGUAAUCCACCGCGAAAUUUGCCUCAAAAAUGGAUCCGGUAGGAAUUGGCGGAUGGCAAAAAUCUGGGACUGCUUUAUAAAGAUGUGGUGAGACUCUUGUGGUGAGGUUGGUGCUGAUGUCAUCACUCCAUCUCUGUAGUCUGGUGGAGGUCAGAGGUUUAAUUCCUUGACAACAUAAGAGUUUUUGGAGAAUAUCUGAACCUCAUCGCGUCCCUCUAACAGCUCCAGACUCCUGGUCCUGUCAGAGCAGACCUCUUCAUGGUCCUCCUCUUCAUCCUCCUCUUGGUUCUUUUCUUGGUCCCCCUCCUGGUACUCCUCUUGGUUCUCUUCCUGGUCCCCCUCCUGGUUCUCCUCCUGGUUCUCCUCUUCAUCCUCCUCUUGGCCUUCCUCUUGGUUCUCCUGUGGUUCUCCUCUCCUUCCUCCUCUUGGUCCUCCUCUUGGUUCUCCUCUGGUUCUCCUCUCCUGGUCCUCCUCCUGGUUCUCCUUUCCAUCCUCCUCUUGGUUCUCCUCUUCAUCCUCCUCUUGGUUCUUUUCUUGGUCCCCCUCCUGGUACUCCUCUUGGUUCUCUUCCUGGUCCCCCUCCUGGUUCUCCUCCUGGUUCUCCUCUUCAUCCUCCUCUUGGCCUUCCUCUUGGUUCUCCUGUGGUUCUCCUCUCCUUCCUCCUCUUGGUCCUCCUCUUGGUUCUCCUCUGGUUCUCCUCUCCUGGUCCUCCUCCUGGUUCUCCUUUCCAUCCUCCUCUUGGUUCUCCUCUUCAUCCUCCUCUUGGUUCUUUUCUUGGUCCCCCUCCUGGUACUCCUCCUGGUUCUCCUCCUGGUUCUCCACUUCAUCCUCCUCUUGGCCUUCCUCUUGGUUCUCCUGUGGUUCUCCUCUCCAUCCUCCUCUUGGUUCUCCUCUUCAUCCUCCUCUUGGUCGUCCUCCUCGUCCUCCUUUUCAUCCUUCCCUUGGUCCUCCUCUCCGUCCUCCUCGUGGUCUUGUUGUGUUACAUAAGACCUGGUAAAAACCCAGUAGAUGUUAAUCCUCUUAAUUCUGAUCUAAGUGGUUCUGACUUUGGUUCAGAUGUUUUCUGGAUCUGGUUCCUCUCAGCAGUAUUAUCUGGACUUUAAUGAGGCGUUCGGUUUCUGUUUACCAGAUGGUCCCUGAACGCAGCACAGAGACUCUCAGUAUUUCAUGAUGAUUUCAUGUUUUUCUGGACGUGUUGGAGCCUGAAUGCCUCGUCAGAAUCAGAGGCUUUUAUUCUGAAGUUUUUUUUUUUCUAGAAUAAAAGCAGCAGUUAAAUAAACGAAUUCCACUCCCAGCACAGGUUGUUUCAGAUCUCAGACUCCCGACAUGCCGUUACUCAUUUUUUUAACGAAACUAAAAGCUGUUUGUCAUCCGCUGUCAGGGACAUAAAGGAAGGAUUAAAACCAACAGACAUGAGUUUGAAGUACCUGCAGACCAAACUCAGGGUUGACUCUGUCCUCCUAUUCGGCUCCUCUCGUUCUUUCCUGAUGCAGUUUUGAUCAAUUAUCAGAAUGAAUUUAAAUCUUUAUUUUUGGCUAAACUGGGCUCUCCGUACCAACCAUCUGACUCUGGAAAUGACCUAACUUUGUCGUCAUCUUCAUCAUCAUCGUCAUCAUCAUUCUUGUUGUUUUAGGUGUGUUCAGGUGUAUGUGUGUGUGUGUGUGUGAAGGUGUCAGAGGAGAGGAUGAGGAGAUUCAGAGAGAAUGUGUACGAGUUCAGACAUGAAGGUAAAAAAAACACACACUGAUGUCACACCAAUUAACUCUGUGUGUGUGUGUGUGUGUGUGUGUGUGUGUGCGCGCGCAGAAGAAGAAGAGGAGAAGGAUCGAUCGCAGUAUGAUUGGAGAGCCGACGAACUUCAUCCAUCUCACACACAUCGGCUCAGGAGAGAUGGCCGACGGGCUGCAGCCGGUAAAACACACAUUUUACAUUCUUUUUAAUUUGCAGUAGGCUUUAGUUUAGUUUUUUUUUUAUUUGCAGCAGACUUUUGAUUUUUUUCUUUUUUUUGCAUAGGCAACUUUGAUUGUGACUUCUUUUCUUUGCAUUCUGCCAACAGCAGUGGCGGUUCUUGGCCACCUUAGAAUCUAAAAUCUGGUCCAAAUAUUGAGGCAGAAACUGUCCUUAUGUGUCUGUAACUACAAAUCCCAUCAUGCUUUGAGCAACGGGACCUGAAGAUCAUGGAAAGGGAAAAGUAUAACACGACUGUCUGAGUUUGUAAAAGAGGGUCAGCUGAUUCAGAUGAGGAUGACAUCACAGACCAGAAAAUAGAAAUAAAAAUGAAUUAAAAAAACAAUCAAACGAAAUCAGACGCUGAUGGAGCAGCUGCAGCUCUGACAAAGACCCUCUUUGUGUGUGUGUGUGUGUGUGUGUGUCAGGAAGUGUCACACAGAGCUUCUUAUUCAGUCCAUUUCUAUUUCGGCGUCUCCUGCUGCAGCGCCGACCGAAAAACGUCCAAAAUAGAAACAAAAAAAAAAUAGAUAAAAAACAGGUGAUCUGUCUUUGAGGUGAUGUCAGAAGUCAAAGGUCAGGGUUUCCUCGAUGGUCAAUCUGUCCUACCUUUAAAAAAGAUAUUAUGAAUUAUUGUGUGUGUGUGUGUGUGUGUGUGUGUGUGUGUGUGUGUGUGUACAGUCAGGGUCUGUUCAGGAACAGAUGAGAUCCAAAGGCCCGAACAUGAACGGCAGGAACAGCUUGUUAUAGCUGGUAAGCACACACACACACACACACACACACACACACACACACACACACACACACACACACACACACACACACACACACACACAAACACACAACACACACACAUACACAUAAACACACAUACACUCACAAACACACGCGCACACACGCAAACACACUUAUACACACAUAAACAAACACACACACUUAAACACAUACAUACACAUACACAAACACACAGAAACACACAUAAACACACAAACACACACUCAUACACACACACACACACUUAUACACACACACACACACACACACUUAUACACAUACACACACAUACACACACACACACAUACGCACACACACACACACACACUUAUACACAUACACACACACACACUUAUACACAUACACACACACAUACACACACACACACACACACACACACAUACACACACACACACACACUUAUACACAUACACACACACACACUUAUACACAUACACACACACACACACACACACACUACACACACACACACACACACACAUACACACACACACAUACGCACACACACACACACUUCUCGGCUGUGAUGAAUUCGUCAGCUUUAAGGUGUGCUCUUGUUUUUAUUUCUUGUUUUUCAGGAGAAAAUUAAACUGACGUAGAUCAGCUGACCUUUGCCCUUGCCAUUGAGCCCUUUCUGAUUGGAGGAUUUAACCCCUUCCUGCCCUGCUGAAGUGUCCUUGAGCAAAGAACUGAACCCGAUGAGAAAUUCCUCCUGACUGUAAAUUAAAAUGAAAUCGACCCUGACGGAGAGGAGGAAGACUUUUGGCCUUUUCCACGUCUCAGGUUACCUAAAGCUACGGACUACAUCUCCCAGAAUUCCCAUGACCCAUGACUUCAUGGAAAAACAUUGUCAUUGAAUUUGAUUUGGAAAAAUUUACUCAAAUUAGAGAAUAAAAAAUGUGUGCUGUCCUCGUCUUUACCACUGGAGGGCAGACAGGAGAGACCCUGAGAAGCACCACUGGACUCCAUUUCCCAGAAUCCAUUCUCUUCAGGAUCUGUUUUUAAUGACAGAAAGUCUGUAUCUGAGUAAAGACUGGUAAAUGUGUUUAUAAAUCUGGUCAAAAUGACAAAAGACACCAUUUCCCAGCAUUCAUAGAGAAAAUAGAGGUGUGAAACAAUCCCACAAUCCUUCCCCCCCCACACACACACACACACACACACACACUUGUGGAAAGUCCCCCAGCAGCUGCUGUGAAUUAUCCCCCACGUGUCCCCCACGACUUUAUUUCCCAGGAUGCUUUGCUGCGUUCAGCUGCUCAUGUUAAUAACUAAAUGGUGUAUUUUUAUCCUCCUGAUCUGCUCCCACGCCGUCAGCCAUGACGUCACCAGACUUCAAUUCCCAGGAUGCUUCACUCUGAGUGAUUAAAGACUCUUGUUUAAGGAGACAGGAAAGUCCCCUGAACUCAGCGAGAGAGAGAGAGAGAGAGAGAGAGAGAGAGAGAGAGAGAGAGAGAGAGAGAGAGAGAGAGAGAGAGAGAGAGAGUGUGUGUGUGUUUUAACAGAAAUUAUGGAUCAGAUUCUGGACCUGGAGCCAAACCUUCUUCAGAAAAUCUGCAUCUUUCGAGAACUGUUCUUCAUUUCUACUCCCGCUGUUUAUUCGGCUGCCAAACAUGUGGUCCGGGGCCCUGAUGGGGUCUGAGCCAGACUUAUUUUGGGUCUCCAGAGGGACUGAACAAACUGUGUUUUUAACAAUCAUCAGGAUUUCUUGAUGUAAACAUUUCAUGCAGCGACUGUUUUGAUGUUUUUCAGUUUCGUAGUUCUGCUGUUUGGGUGAUUUUCGGUGAUUUUCUCCUGAUGAAACUUUUUUACGAUCGCUGGAACUGAAUGCUGGUUGAUCAUCAUAAAUUGCUCAUUUCCAGUUUGAGUCUGUGGAGGCUGUACGGUGGCACUGAAGGUCAACCUGACCACCAAAAACUUUUCUCUGAACACCAAAAAUACUAAACUUAACUGACAAAUAAUUAACUCACAAUCAUUUCAUGGAGUAACAAAAAAAAAAAAAAAACACAAAACAGGAAAAAAAAAAUCUCCCAAACAAAAAUAAAAAGUUCAUUUUCAUGAUUUAAUAAUAAUAGAAAAAUUAAACAUGGUGUUAAGAUUGAAAAAAAGAAGACAUUAAGAAUUUGUGUUUUUAAAAAGUUUUUAAGAGGCCAGAAAUUUCAUCUUCACCUGCUCUGAAGUUUUCUGACAAAAGAAAGUUUAACGAAGUCUGAGUUUCCAGUUUUUGUCUUUAAUGUUGGACCAUAAAAAUUAAACAGCUGUUCAGUUUAUUUUAUUUACACUAAUUUAAAGUUAUUGUUGAUUUAAAAACUCAGUAUUUUACGACGUUUUGGUGAAAACAAACAAACAAAAAGAAAGAUAUUCCAAAAAAUAACUGUGACCUCAGCUGAGUAGUCGCCAUAGAAACAGCUGAGUGUUUCCCCCUCACAGUGGUGGUCGGUCACUUCCUCCUCGAACUAAAACGGAAAGUCUGACAGUGUGGUGUGUUCACUGGGCUGCUCAGAGUGUGGGAGAUUUUAAUCUUCCUCUCUCCUCAUCUCCUGACGGUGUUGGAGCGUGAGGGAGAACCAUCUGACCUUAUCGGAUCAGAUGAUUGAAUUAAACUCUUAAUUUCACAUCAUGAGACCGUGAGUCAGCGAGCUUUGAUCAGCUGAUGACGUUAAAGCGAAUAAAAGAUGAAAACCCGGAGGUAAAAACAGAAAUCACAUGACCCUCAGUAUGUUCGGCUGUACUGUCAACACUUACAGCAGCUGUUUGAGGCGCAUCAGCUGCUUCUAGUGGACAAUCAGUAAACUAAAGCAGGAUCAUCAAAACAUGGCUGCAGUUACCGCCAGUGACCACAGGAGGCGACAAAAACCUGAAUGUCUGAACUGAAAAGAAAAAUUUCGAUGUGAUGAAAAUAAAUGACCAAAAGAGACGAAAUGUGGAGUUUUAGUUCUUCAUUGGAGACCAAAUCUGGACUAUCAAAUCUAGAUCAUCAAAUCUGGAUUAUCAGAUCUGGAUUAUCAAAUCUGUAUUAUUCAAUCUGGAUUAUCAAAUCCGAAUAUCCCAAUCUGGAUAAUCGAAUCUAGAUUCUUAUACCUGGAUCAUGAAAUCUGGGUUUUAAGAUCUAGACUCUUUUACCUAGAUCAUGAAAUCUGGGUUUUCAGAUCUAGAUUCCUACAUCUGGAUUAUCAAAUCUGGGUUAUGAGAUCUGGUUUAUCGGACCUGGAUCACAAAAUAUGGGUUUAUCAGAUAUGGAUUAUCAAACCUGGGUUGUUAAACCUAGAUUCUUUUAUCUGGAUUAUUAAACCUGGGUUUAUCAGAUCUUGAUUAUCUAAUCUGGAUUAUCUAAUCUGGGUUUUCAGAUCUAGACUCUUACAUCUGGAUCAUGAUAUCUGGUUUUAUCAGAUCCGGAUUCUUAUAUCUGGAUUAUUAAACCUGGGUUAUCAAAUCUGGAUUCUUUUAUCUGCAUUAUCUAAUCUACAAUUAUCUAAUCUAUUUGAUCUGGAUUAUUCCUCCCAGUCUACAGACCACCAACACUGGAGAGCACUUUCCCACUAAAGUCAAACAUCGUUUCAGUUUUUUUCAUCCUGAAAAUAUUGUCGCACUUUUUGUUGUACUUUUUUUUGUCGUUGUUGAUUUUGUAGAACUGCUUGUGUUGUUGUAAAAUCUCUUCUUGAAUACGAGUUUCAUAUAUUUUCGUGUAUUUUACUGCAUUUUUAAGAGUAUUCAAAUAUUUCUGUGACUUUAAGGUUGAAUCUGUUCAAACCUGCAGGAUUUCAAUAAACUGCAAGAUUUAAUUUAGA